AUGACUUCAUCACCGGUUCAUUCGGACACCAAGACACAAACUCCAUCCGUAUCGAUAAGCGCCAACGACUGCCAAGUCCACGGACAGUCUGAGACGCCUCACCUCAACAAGCUUCUCCAAAACCGCCCCAAGGCCGAGCUCCAAGGUCUUGCCGACGCCGUUGACAGCCUGACGCACGGCGAUCAAUGUGCCAAAUGCGCGGUCCAAGCCGCAGUCACAAUCGUGACCGGCUUUCUUCAAGAAUUGUACACGGCUAAAAAGACCGGGAAGAUCUCAAGGGAGGACAAGAGAGCGCUCAAAUCGGAAGUCAAGGGAUUGGUGAAAGGGAUAAAAGGGGAUGUCAAGGCUCGGAAGAAAGAGAUCAAGGGCCAGUGA
This is a messenger RNA of Fusarium mangiferae, 375 nucleotides long. RefSeq lists its product as uncharacterized. Lineage: Eukaryota; Fungi; Ascomycota; Sordariomycetes; Hypocreales; Nectriaceae. Bases 1 to 375 code for a protein of 124 amino acids. The transcript has a single exon. The record is from RefSeq and is a predicted model, not a curated record.